AUGAUCCAUGUGCGUGAUAAUGUGAGUGCCAGAGGUGCAGGAAAUUAUCAUGACAUCAGUGGACUCGAGUGUCCACCAGACUCAGAACCGCCGGUGGUAGAAAUGCCAUCAGAAGACAGUGGUCCGGUUCCUGGUGCAGGGAUCGGUGAAGUUGAAGUCGAAGGAAUGGAGGCGCCAAGUAAGCGAGCCAGAAUGAUGACACCCUUGACCAUGGCUCUCCGACGGGAUGCAAGCAUGCUUGAUGCAGGACAGUCGAGUGCAUCAUCCAUGUUUCCUCCUGCCGUUAGCGUUGAGGCACAGGACAUACCGGUGCCCGGAGGCGAAGCUGAAGACGAGGACUUGGAGGUUCUUCUGGCAGAUGGAGAUCAUUGGUUGAUUGAUCAUGGUCGGCAAAAGCUUGUGCGUGUGCAUGUUUCAGAGAUGCGUGGUAGCUUCAUUCCGAAGGAGCUUGAGUUGCCAGUUGACGUUGAGCAUGUGAGCAAGCGCUGUCGUCUUGUGGCAUUUGAUCGUGAAGGUCGCAAGGUUGUUCACGAAUACGAGUGGAAAGGCGGCGAUUCGUCACCGCCAGCCAUGAAAGGACCGUGGACCGGGACAACAGAGUUUGAGCUUGCGCAUGGUUGGUCUUGGAAAAAGCAUGAACUGGAGUGUUACGAGGUUGCAGCCAAAAAGGGUCGUAAAGAGCUCACGGAAGCUGAGGUUGGUCCAGAUCGACGAGUCGGUUUGGAUGCGGCAAAAACAAAGGAGUGGAACAAGCUUGUGAGCAGCGGUGCAAUUGUCGUGCAUGAGGGUCGUCAAGCACUGAAGUUGAGAGCAUCCAUGGAGAAGAAGCGUUUCGCCACGGCUAUGCAGCUCAUUGCUUCGCAUGGUUGGUCACUGAACAUUGCUGACGUGGAGGGCGGAGUCCCAGGAGUUGCUGAAGGAAGUUUGAUUGAAGCGGUCAAGACUGUAUAUGGGCUAGCUGUAGGCAGCGGUGAGUUCUUGGGUAAACAGCUGAAGCAACAAGCCGAUGGCAGCAUUACCAUCAGUCAGAAAUCAUAUGCACAACAACAAAAGGGUCUGGAGAUUUCUCCAGAGCGGCGACGUGAAAAGCAUGAGCUUAUCACUGAAGAGGAAGCAGACCCGAUCUUGGUGCGUGGUGUUCGUUACUCCAACAACGUGUCAACUCGGCAACAGUCGCUGAUCUUAUCGAGGUGA
Molecule: messenger RNA, 1194 nt
Organism: Symbiodinium necroappetens
Lineage: Eukaryota; Dinophyceae; Suessiales; Symbiodiniaceae
Source: the annotation of a GenBank genome assembly